Trichoderma reesei QM6a is the source of this 1473-nucleotide messenger RNA. RefSeq lists its product as uncharacterized. Gene Ontology annotation, cellular component: cytoplasm; SBF transcription complex. The record is from RefSeq and is a predicted model, not a curated record. The transcript is spliced from 2 exons. NCBI's taxonomy places the organism in Eukaryota, Fungi, Ascomycota, Sordariomycetes, Hypocreales, Hypocreaceae. The coding region runs from base 1 to 1473 and encodes 490 amino acids. Gene Ontology annotation, molecular function: transcription coregulator activity.
AUGGACGGCGAUGCCGCGUCGUCCCAGAGCGAGGUUGCAGAAACUCCCCGGGACCCGUCGCCGAAGCAAUCGCAGCAAUCCGAUGCUCUCGAUGCCAGUGGCCCCGGCGCUGCCCUCAGCAUCCCUCUGACCGUCACCAACUCCCAGGAAUCCCACAUUACAAGCUCCUCGGCACCGGCCAUGACGCCCCCGGCCAGCGAUAUCAGCAGCGUCACGGACGGCGCCGCGGGAUAUGUGGCUCACGAUGCCUCGUCUGCCGCUGCCCGAGACAGGAACGACCAUCUGCUGCAGCUUUCCACCAUUGCCGCGGCCCAGGACAGGAUAUCGACGGCGGGCGCCUCCAAGAAGCGCAUGGCGGACGGCGAGGUCAAGGCCGGCAUGAGCCCUGCCAGGGGGCACGGCCAGGGGCAUGCCAGGAACCUCAGCACCGUCAGCGCCACGUCCACCGGCAGCACCAUAGGAGAGCUGUCUGCCGAGCUCAAGACACGCCUCUCUUACGCCAUGAUGAAGGUCAACUUUGGCUGGCAAGGCCACUCCAUCGAGGAGGUCGAAUCAAUGGCCGCCUCCCAGGCCGUCUCUCCCGCCUCGGGCUCCUCCACCAUCAGGCGGCACAGCUCCUCGGCGAGUCCGCGUUUGGAUGUCACCACCGCAUCUGCUCAGGUACAUCUCGCCCAACAGGCCGCCGCCCGCCGCAAGUCCGAUUCUCCUUACCUGACCUCUGACAAGCCCUCUCUCGCCCCUCCGGCCACCAUCCAGCCGUCCAUCCCUGUCUCGCGCUCCAACCCGCGCCGCAAUUCUAGCCCUCGAUACACGCCGACGAUGCUCUCCCACUCCCACUCGGCAUCUCCUCACACUCCUGGCCAGCCAAUGCUCGUCGAUUCCCAUCAGUCCUUGUCUCAGCCCGCGCGAACGACCGACCCCAUCUUGUACCCUUCUCAUCAGAACGUCAGGGAGCAGGAUGCUAUGGAGGCGCUGCUCUUCAUGAGCAGUCCGAACAAUUCGGCCAACCUGAAGCAUACAUUCUCGCCGUCAGCUUCCCCUCACCCCCAGACGGGUGCUUUCAGAAACCCCACGACAAGACACGCGCUGCCCAGCGCUCCUCGAAAAGUCCUUCCCGGACAUCGGCCAGCGAAUGUCCACAGGAGGCCUGAGUUUGACAAAUCCCCUGGAAUGAUGCGUCCCCCGGGGUCGCCAAUGGAUGUAGAUUCGCCACAGCACUCAUACUACAGCCCCAACGGUACGACGCCCAAGAGACGCGUCAAGGGACCCGCUAGCCACCUGAGAGGUUCUCUUUCGCUUCCCAGUGGGCUGGGUGCUGGGCAUAGCGGUGCGCGAAGAGUCUUGCGUGAUGAGGAUAUCGAGAGGAUGCUCGACCGGGCAGGUGCCGAAGCGGCUGAUUCUUCGGACGAUGAAGAGAUUCAGAUUCCUCGUCUGAGGAACGAUUCGACCGGCAUGAUGGGGGUCCGGGGAUGA